This is a messenger RNA of Oikopleura dioica, 1047 nucleotides long. The record is from the annotation of a GenBank genome assembly. Lineage: Eukaryota; Metazoa; Chordata; Appendicularia; Copelata; Oikopleuridae.
AUGAGAACUCAUCACGAUGCAGAGGAGAAUUUUGAACCCUUCAGUAAACCUUGCGAAAAAUGCGGAGAAACUAUUGGAUACAACGGAAAAGAAGUUUGCAAAGAACUCCGUUUCGAUGGAAAACCUUACCAUGAAUGGUGCCUUACUUGUGAUUUAUGCAAUGUUUCGAUCGCUGGAAAAUUAGUGAAGAAAAAAGACUCAAAAAUUAUUUGUGAGGACUGUUUUCGAACACACUACAUGCCGAAAUGCUCUCAAUGUCUUCAGGCUUUCAAACAGGGCGAUGAGCGAAUUUUGUACGACAACCAAAUCUUUCACCAGCGCUGUUUUGUUUGUUCGGAAUGCAAUUCUCCAGUAGACAAGAACAAGUUCUUCAAAAGUGAUAACAAACUCAAAUGUGAUAUUUGUUUCUCAAAAAAGAGUUCUACGUUGAAAGCAGGAGCAAUUUGCCCAACUUGCAAUCGAAUAAUUAGAGAUGGAGCAGUCGCUUUUAGAGGGAAAAAUUAUCAUCGUUACUGUUUUACUUGCAAAGGAGGCUGUGGAUAUGAGCUUGGAGGAGCGGAAUUCGCGAUUAAAAAUGGAGAUUGUUUUUGCUUCGAUUGUUAUAUUUCAAAGUUCGGGCGCGAUUGCGAGCGAUGCUUGGAAGUUGUCGUUGGGCUUGGCGAGCUGCGCAAGAUCACUUACGAAAACUCGUGCUGGCAUCCGGAGUGUUUUACCUGCUUCGAAUGUUUGAUGGGUUUAGAAAACCAAAAAUUCAAGCAACUUUGCGGAGAAAUCUACUGCCUCAAGUGGGGUACGAAAAACCAGCGUGCGGCCACGAAAUUGCUACUUUUUUAUGUUGACAUAUUAGUAGGAGGAGUUGAGUGCGCGCGAGCAGUGGAGAACUUCAUCGAAGAGACAAAAUGUGCUGUUGCAGCCCAUUCCAUGCAGUCAAGGCAUCCGUCUAUCUACGACGAAGAAUCGGCCAGGCUAGGAAAACAUCAAUCAGAAGAUUUCGACAUCGACGAUGACCUCUUCUCCGAGCUCCAAGCCUCACUGAACCUUUACUAA